Molecule: messenger RNA, 1432 nt
Organism: Rhododendron vialii
Lineage: Eukaryota; Viridiplantae; Streptophyta; Magnoliopsida; Ericales; Ericaceae
Product: probable aldo-keto reductase 4
Exons: 5
Coding region: 140-1162 (340 amino acids)
Cellular component (GO): cytoplasm
Source: RefSeq, a predicted model, not a curated record
AUGGAAGAUGACGACAGUGGAGAAUCUCUGUUGUCCCUCUACAGAACACUGCGUUGACUAGAGAGAGAGAGAGAGUUAUAGCUAACACUGUGUUGACUAGACUCCAUAGAGAGAGAGAGAGAGAGAGAGAGAGGAAGGGAUGGGAAAUGUGGGGAGGAUGAAGCUGGGAUCACAAGGCCUGGAGGUUUCGGCGCAGGGGCUAGGGUGCGCCGGCAUUUCAAGAUUCAACUGCCAACAUAAGCCAGAAAAAGAAAUCAUCAAACUAAUCCACCACGCCGUUGACUCUGGCGUCACGUUCCUCGACACCGCCGACGUCUACGGCCCUCACACCAGCGAAAUCCUCCUUGGCAAGGCACUGAAGGGAGGGGUGAGAGAGAAAGUUCAAUUGGCUACCAAAUUCGGCCUCUUCUCUGUGGACGGAAAGUUUGAGGUGCACGGGGAUCCAGCCUAUGUACGGGCUGCUUGUGAGGCCAGCUUGAAGCGGCUCAACAUUGAUUGCAUCGAUCUCUAUUACCAGCAUCGGAUCGACACCCGUGUCCCCAUUGAAAUCACAAUGGGAGAACUCAAGAAACUUGUGGAAGAGGGUAAAAUAAAAUACGUUGGUCUGUCCGAGGUGUGUGCAUCAACAAUCAGAAGGGCUCAUGCUGUUCAUCCAAUUUCAGCAGUACAGUUGGAAUGGUCGUUGUGGACAAGAGAAGCGGAGGAAGAAAUAGUUCCUACUUGCAGAGAACUUGGCAUUGGGAUUGUUGCAUAUUCUCCAUUAGGAAGAGGAUUCUUUGCAUCAGGUGCCAAGAUUGUUGAAAGUUGGGCAACUGGGGAUCCUCGAAAGUCUCUGCCAAGGUUCCGACCUGAGAAUUUGGAGAAUAACGAUACUAUGUUUGACCAUGUCAGUGAAAUGGCAGCAAAAAAGGGCUGCACCCCCGGGCAACUAGCCUUAGCAUGGGUUCAUCUCCAAGGGAGCGACGUGUGCCCUAUUCCCGGAACCACCAAGAUUGAAAACUUGGAUCAGAACGUUGGAGCUUUGUCGGUGAAACUAACACCUGACGAACUGACUGAACUCGAAUCCAUUGCAGAUGCAGUAAAGGGUGUUAGAGAUAAUAAUGUGGUUCCUAGUUGGAAGGAUUCGGAGACCCCACUUUUAUCAUCAUGGAAGGCUGGGUGAUCACAUGCCUUUCUAAAUUUCUUGGGGACUUUGUUAUGCAGUCGACUCCCGGUACAAGUUGUAGCUUCCUCAGAUAUUUCUUUGCCUAUCGGCUGUUUUUUUCUGGCUGUUUCUUCUUCUUGUUUCUCUUCCUCUAAGAAACACAUACACUUGAAAAGAAAGUGGCGUGUCCGUGUCUGACUAGUGUUGGACACCGACACUCGUCGCACACGUGUCUGAUACUCUUUUUUAGGCGUCCGUAAUUAGAAAAUAAAAAUCAUAAUUCUGACA